This is a messenger RNA of Brienomyrus brachyistius, 9445 nucleotides long. RefSeq names its product patched domain containing 4 (gene ptchd4). Gene Ontology annotation, cellular component: membrane. The record is from RefSeq and is a predicted model, not a curated record. NCBI's taxonomy places the organism in Eukaryota, Metazoa, Chordata, Actinopteri, Osteoglossiformes, Mormyridae.
CGGAGCACAGUGAUGCAACAUCGGCCGUCCUUUUUUGAAUCAGCAUCUUCGAAAACGUGCAGUGGGUAAAGGGGGCACACGGGGACUGGUGCAUCUCCGCGGAAGUCGCCGGAUCCGAUGAACUCCUACCUGCCUUGAUGUGUGGGGAAUGCUGGUGGCCACGCGUUUGAGCGCAUCGCGGUGAAUGACAUUUAUUUCCCUGCCCGUUGUGUUUUUUAAUCGGAAGCUGCGUGUUGUUUUAAUAACCCCCCGCGAACGUGAGUCCCAUGUCUUCCCGCCUUUUGAACGCCUCACAUGGUUACUGUCAAGCACUGUACAUAAAUCAGCCACCGCCGAUAGUGUAGUUAGAGGAACGGGCGCACACAUGCACAUCAGAGCGCCGGAGCUUGCUGCGAAUGCAGCAGAAGCAGCGCAAGCAGUCGCCGAUCGGUGGUCGACAGGGGGAAGGGAUGGCUUGAGAUGAAGAAAAAAAGAAUCUGCGAGUGAUCGAUAUCUGCUCGUCUUGUUGUGAAUCGCUGCAGUGUUUUUACAGGUGUAUUGCAUUCUGAACAGAUUGAUAAACGGGCCAACGGAGCCACAUGUCACAUGUGCUUCACAGGACGAAACGGGGCAUCUGCAAGCUGGAUCUGGAGGAGGAUGCUGCGGCAAGUGAUACACAGAAGGCUCAAAGCUUCUUUCUACUGGCUGGGCUUAUUCGUUAGCAGGCAUCCUGUUUUCUUCCUCACUGUCCCCGCAGUCCUAACCAUCAUCUUCGGAUCCACUGUCCUGAGCAGGUUUAAACCCGAGAAGAACCUCGAGGUCCUGGUGGCCCCGACUCACAGUCUGGCUAAGAUCGAACGGAGUCUAGCGAACAGCCUUUUCCCCAUCGACCAGUCCAAGAACAAGCUGUAUUCAGACCUGCACACUCCGGGCAGAUAUGGCAGACUGAUCCUGCUCGCCAAGUCCGGGGCAAAUAUACUGGAACUGGCCGACCAGGUUCUGCAGAUCCACAAGAAGGUGCUCGAUAUGCGGGUCAAUUACAAAGGGUACAACUACACUUUCGCUCAUCUCUGUGUCAUGAGGCACCGGGACAAGAAAUGCCUCUUGGAUGAUAUAAUUACGAUUUUUGAGGAUAUCCGCUCGGCUAUUCUCUCGAACAGCACUUUGUCAAAGGUGCCAGUGAGCUACCCAAAUACAACGUUAAAGGAUGGAAGAGUUUCUUUCAUUGGCCACCAGCUAGGAGGAGUGGCUUUUGCCCCCAACAGCCGAGAUCAGCAGGUGAAGUCCGCCAGGGCCGUCCAGAUCACAUACUACCUCCAUAACUACGGCUCCGCCGCGCAGGACGCCAUAGCCGAGAAGUGGGAGCACGAGUUCUGCCAGCUGGUGGGCCGGCUCUCCGCUUCCCGUCAGGACCUGCGGCCUCAGUCGCUGACCUCCCUCAGCCUGUGGCGGGACUUCCACCGGACGGGCAUGCUGGCCCGUGGCGAGGUGCUGGUGGGCCUGGUACUGGUGCUGCUGGCGGCCACCAUUUCCAGCUCCAUGCGGGACUGCCUGCGGGGGAAGCCCUUCCUGGGCCUGCUGGGCGUGCUAACCAUCUGCAUCGCCAACGUUACCGCCGCCGGCAUCUUCUUCAUUUCCGACGGAAGGUUCAACUCCACGCUGCUGGGAAUCCCCUUCUUUGCAAUGGGACAUGGAACAAAGGGAGUGUUUGAGCUUCUUGCUGGAUGGAGAAGAACCAGGGAGAACCUCCCGUUCAAAGAGAGAGUGGCAGAUACGUUCGCCGACGUCAUGGUCUGCUACACCAUGACAAGCUGCCUGUACAUUAUCACGUUCGGAAUGGGUGCGAGUCCAUUUACUAACAUUGAGUCUGUGAAGAUCUUCUGCCAGAGCAUGUGUGUGGCCAUACUGGUGAACUAUUUCUACGUCUUCUCCUUCUAUGGCUCCUGCUUGGUCUUCGCUGGCCAGCUCGAGCAGAACCGUUACCACAGUGUGUUCUGCUGCAAGAUCCCAUCAGUAGAAUACCUGGACAAGCAGCCCACGUGGUUUAAGACCAUGAUGAGUGAUGGGCAUGACCUGUCCAGCCACCAUGACAGCAUCCCCUACCAGAACCACUUUAUACAGCACUUCCUACGGGAGCACUACACAGAAUGGAUUACCAAUACCUACGUAAAACCUUUCGUCGUAAUAUUGUAUCUCAUUUAUGCAUCAUUUUCUUUCAUGGGAUGUUUACAAAUCAGCGAUGGAUCAAACAUUGUUAACCUCCUAGUUAGCAACUCACCGAGUGUCUCCUAUGCCCUAACCCAGCAAAAAUACUUCAGCAACUACAGCCCUGUGAUCGGUUUUUACAUAUAUGAGCCCAUCGAAUACUGGAAUUCCACCGUUCAGGAACAUUUGAAAACCCUCGGCCAUGGAUUCAAUAAAAUUUCCUGGAUUGACAAUUUCUUUCACUAUCUAAAGGUGGUGAACGUCAGUGCAUCCACUAAAAGCGAGUUCAUAAAUAUCCUCCAGACCUCGUUCCUUAGGAGCCCCGAGUACCAGCACUUCAAGGAUGACAUAAUUUUCUCUAAAACAGAAGAUGGCAUUGAGAUCAUCGCCUCUAGGAUGUACCUGGUGGCACGGACCACGGAGAAGACACGGGAGGAGGUGGUGGAGCUGCUGGAAAAGCUGAGGCCUCUCUCCCUUAUCAACAGCAUAAAAUUCAUCGUCUUUAACCCCACCUUUGUCUUCAUGGAUCGCUACAGUUCCUCCAUCAUAUCCCCAAUAUUAACAUCCGGGUUCAGCGUUUUGACCGUCUUGAUAUUGACGUUCUUCCUCGUCAUCAACCCCCUGGGAAACUUCUGGCUCAUACUUACCAUCACCUCCGUAGAGCUGGGGGUUCUCGGCCUAAUGACCUUGGAUGUCGACAUGGAUAGCAUCUCUAUUCUGUGCCUUAUUUAUACUCUGAAUUUUGCGAUGGAUCACUGUGCGCCCCACCUUUACACGUUCGUACUCGCCACCGAGCACACCAGGACUCAGUGCAUAAAGACUUCGCUGGAGGAGCAUGGAGCGGCCAUCUUGCAAAACACCUCGUGUUUUGUGAUUGGGAUGAUGCCCUUAGUAUUUGUGCCUUCCAACCUGACCUACACGUUUUUCAAGUGCUCUCUGCUCACAGCUGGCUGCACAGUGCUACACUGUUUUGUAAUUCUGCCCGUUUUUCUGACGUUCUUCCCUCCCUCCAAAAAGAGGCACAAGAAGAAGAAGCGCGCCAAGCGUAAAGAGAGGGAGAGGGAGCGAGAGAGGGAGGAGAUAGAGUGCAUUGAAGUCAGGGACAACCCCGAUCAUGUGACUAACGUGUGAGUCACUGGGGCCUACGGGUGACGGGCCACAUGUUUGGAGUGCAUCUUAUAGGGAAGGUGGCAAAAGCGCUGAGCAUUUCACACGUCCGAGAGCGACCGGGCGGACCGGUCGAGAGAGCAAGGAUAGGCACUCCAAAUCUCAGCACACCGGCAGCCAUGUUGUUCAGAGCAGAGAAAUUUCUACAGUGUACCCUUCCAACAGCACAGCGUGUAACAUCUGCGGGGUUUUCGUUUUUUGCCGUGAGUGGUGGUGGUGUUCCGUAUCUGAUAGACGUGCAGGCUUUGUGGAAGCCGAUUCCGUCAUGCGUCGAACGGUCUUCACAUAUAGCUCAGUCACUGUUUUGCUUAUUUUCUGAAAGGAAAACAGCAUCAGAGAAGGUCCAGAUGUAUUGAAAUCUGGCUGUGUUCCAGAAAAGAUGAUUGCUGGGAAUCAAAAUGAAAUCAAAAUCAUGUAUAUGUAACUCAGAAGUAUUCAGUAUUAAUAACAAAUUCCAAAAUGCUACUCUUCUAGAAGAAAUAGACAAAAUGUUUUUUUUAAAACAAUUCUGAAUAACACUGCAUUAGUUGCAAUUUCCUGCUUUCUGCAUUUGGGAUUAACAAUAUCAUAGUACAGUACUAGUAUUACAAUGUACAGUGCAAUAACUCAGUUACUGACCUACAAUGGUCAUGUGAGUUAAUAAUACAGACUAAUGAAACUUUUGUGUCAUCAGUGAGAAUGACAACAAUACAACAAUACACCCCAGUUGACAGGACUAGUUGGCUAAAGGCUGUCUACAUGAAUACAAUUUUUAGUAUUAUUAUUAAUUUUCAUUGAACCAAUGAGCCGUUUUUAUAUCUAGCAAGAUGCUAAACUUUUUCAGUAUGCUAUUAUUGGUUUUAGUAAUAUCUGCUGAAAUUUAAUUAGUUCGUUUUCAGGAAAGAAGUCUCUUCGGAAAGGGCCAAUGCCGAACUGGAGCUUGUGAGGUCAUGUACUGGCAUUUUCUUUCAUGUUACAGACUCAGUGUGUCCAAGGAGUAACCAAAGGGUCUGCUUGAAUGAUUGAUGUUUUUGCAUCCAUCCGACUGAAAGGCCACUGGAAAAUAAUUUAUGAUUUGUGCAAAAAUAUUACUUGCAUGAUGCAUAACCUACAUAAAACAUUCUACUGUCACAAGACAGGCAAUGCAGACCUGUAUCCGGAACACCUUUCCUCAUUAUAGUAUUAAUGUCAUGGCAUUAUAUAUGUUUAUAUAUAUUUCCUUUUCCCUCCACCCCCCCCCCAAGAGUUUUUGUCCAAAUUUAACAAUGUAAAAGCAGUUUUUCAUUAUAUUAUGCAUGUACAUGAAUAAUAGCCAAUAGAUACACUUUGAGAAUUACCACACUAUACCACCAACCAACCAGAAAAAUAUCUAUGUGACCAAUAUAACAAUACAGAAGCUAAUCUCAAAAUGUUUUAUAUUUUAUUUUAGUAUAGUCCUUGUCUUUAUUUGGUAGCAUGACUGCUGGGAAAGAGGUAAUUAGAUUUAUGGGUCAUUACCCAAACAGGAUCAUUUUGAGACUCAUCAACAUACAGUGACAUAACUGUCUGGAUAUGGUGCCAUAUUCCUGUAGAGAUCAAUGAUAUCUGUAAACAGAUGGAAGUGUAUGGCGUAUUGAGGACUUGUAAGGAGUUCUGAUAUAACAAUCGACCCUGUGAAUCACUAUAUCAGAUCCUGGUCCCUGCAGAAAUGGCUCGUUAAAAUUAAGAGUGAAUCCAAUUUAGAAGGUAUAAGAAUCCUUUUAAAACUGAAAACGCUGAAUCUAAAAAUAACUCAGAAAUACAAAAAAGCCAAAUGAGCAGUGCCGAGAACAGCAUAUUACCCCCGGAAUCGCCCAUCACUGGCUGUUAUGGAUUCUGUUGUUACUGUAUGUGGACAUAAAUGAAAGAAGAGGUGAUCACAGAUUAUGGAGAAUGUCUUUAUUGGAAAAAAAGUAUGGGUGCACAUUUAAAUCUUUUGGGGAAACUAUCUAAAACAGUUACCCAUGUGUUCUACAAAUUGUGUAUCUAAAGAGCUUGCUUUCAUGCAUCAUUCUAGUGGUUUUGGACUUGCUGUCCGAAUGAUUGCGGGGGUUGGAUGCAUGAAGUCUCUCGUCUCUGGGUACGAGUGACGGAAAUACUGUGCGUCUGUUAAAAUGUGGCUUUUUGUUACCAUGGUGAGCGGUCGAGGAGACUGUGGGCUCCACAGAUUUGGAUUGACCUCGGUGAAAAUGUGAACACUGACUGUAUGCCUGUAUCACCACAAAUAGUGCAGUACGACAACGACCUGGAGGAGCUAUCGCUCAGGAUGGUGGAAUCUUUGUGUUUUUUUUUUGUUUUUUUAUAAAAGCCAUGUCAUUUGUACAACAAAAAGGCAUGAUAAACCAAUCUGAUAUUACGGGAAAAAAUAGCAAACUUAUGUACUUCCCAAACUGACUGUGAAAGCAUGGCGCUAUAGUGUAUGUAUGUAUGCAUGUACCUGAUAAGUGUGUGUAAAAUUUAGUUAUUUUUUUUUAUUUAUCGCUAGGCUGUAGGUUUGUUCUUUCAGUUUAUGUUUUGUAGAUUAUAUUACGUGAAGAGCAAACCAUGAUUUAAGCAAACAGAAUGAAAAAACAGAAAACACCAUCGAUAUGUAUGAUAUAAUUCUACAUGAUUUUCUAAUUUUCUAUACAAAAACAAUUUUUAAAGCUUAAAUUCCUACUUCAGAGCAAUAAAGGAAAAUUAAGAAUACAAAUAAAAGUAGGCCAGUAAUAUAUUGUGGAAUGUUAAUUCGUUAAGCGGCAGCAUAUUAAAAUAGAUAAAUUGCACAAUGCGAUAUAAAUGCUUGUUGUGUAUCGGUACAUUCAGUGUGUUUAAUAUGGGAAUUGUAAACAUACAUUUUUGUUUUGUUUUUUCUUUUGUUUACUUGAUUGUCCAUCAUCACUAUUUGGCUAAAAACUAUUUGGGAAAAAAACUGCCUUGCUACAGAAUUGCACUUUUGGCUUGGUAAUAUUCAGUAUUUCUAUUAUCAAGUUAAUCUGCAAAAAAUGUGAAUAAUACUAAUUAAUCAUUUUCAUAGUCAAUUUUCAAAAAACCGUGUUAAAAAAAUUAAGCUAUACCGUAGGAACAGAGCUAUUGUUAGUGUCCAGUAAAUGACAGAACAGUAUCAAGACAUAAAAUUGCGUGAUUUAACUACUGAGUGUAAACUUGUUGUGGUAUCGUGAGUAAAUUUUACACAGUAGGUUAUACAGACAGGUAAUGCACACAUAAAACAGGUGGAAAGCCCGUCUUCACAGAAUGAAGUAUUACCUGAAAGCAGCUCAUGUGUUCAACAAUCUAUGUGGCUUAUAGUAAAUGUACCUAAUCAUAACAACAUCACUGUAAUGCAUAAGUUAAAAUUAUUUAUUGAAAGCAGGAAUUCAAGAGACCAAAUUUGGAAGAGUGUCUCCAUUUUACUUCGUUAGCCAGAACUUAUCCAGAGUGAUACUCAAAAUGUAACACACUCAGUGCAGACACCUGGCCAAACGGCACUGAAGGUAUUCGCGUUGAACGACGUAGUGUACUGGUAUGUAGUGACACUGUCCUAUAAGGCGAGAACCUUAGUUGAACAGUGUAUGCUUCCAUAUGUUUGUUGCAGUGUUGACCUGGACGUGGUCGGUCUCUGGAAUAGUCUUUCACUGAGUGCUCAGCUGCAUUGUGACUCCAUUGUGACGCCAACUCGCUUGCUUGCCCUUUGCCUAAAACGGUACUGUGCUCAAUGGUCUUUACUACAUGGCAGCUCUGCAGCUCGCAUUAAAUGCAGGUGAACGUGCUCAGGAGCCACUUAGAGCUGAAAAUCUGCAGACGCCAGCUAGCUAAGCAUGGACAACUUCUAGAACGGUAACAGCAGCAAUCAACAAGUAGAAAACAUUGGCCAUCGAGUAGCAUAAUUAAUAUCGCCGGGAGGCCACCGUCAUCUGGUCUUCAUUAAUGAUAUUCACGAAAUCAAAGUACGUAGAAGUAGCUUCGUUGUCAUGUCAUUCACAGCACACGACGACUAGGUAGACUGUCAACUAUCUAAGUGAGCAACUCUGAGUAGUAGGAGUUAUAGCUACAACCGAACGGAGUUAACUUUUUUUAACUGCGCAAUAAAAUAUCGUUCCGCUGUGUUUAUUUAUCAACCCAAACACCAGAAAUAUAAUUCCUGAAGCGCUCGUCUGCCUCGGGUGGCCUGUUACAGUCUCACUGCUUCUGUUAGCCGUAGUGCUGCACCACUGAACGCCUCCUUACCUCCUGACCAGCCAUGCCGCUGCAAAGAUGCUUCCUGGGGCAAAACCUUAAGGUCUGGUCCUUAAAGCCCCGAACCCCCCCAAACCUGUGUCCAGUUGCUGCUCAUCACUGCCUUGUGGGGCCCAUCCACUGGAAGGCACGACGAUAUGCACGAGGGUCACGUAACGUGCUUUAGAUGCACUUUUUUGCUGAUAUGGACCUUCAGACCAGCAAAUACAGCUAGACAGCAUGAAAUUAACGUUGAAUAAACAACUGGGUUUGACUUGGCAUAUGUGUAACUGAAGGCCGAAACUGAACCUAUCUUCUGUACAUUAAUCAAAGACAUAAAAGAUAUUUCUAACACUAAAUCAGACACCAGCAACGUUAAUUUUGCAUGGCCAGGUCACGUGCAGUGCAAUGCAAUAAGAUUAUAUAUAUAUACAUAUUAAAGCUAUUUUUUUUGUUCUGCAAAAUACCUCAGAACUACAGUCAGUUGCUCUUUGUUUCUUUCACAAAUACCACAAGAGCCGUAUGGAACCGAGGGGUUAAACAGAAACAUGAUUUUAUUCAUGUCUAGAGAGGAACUAAAUGUAUUUGGUGUAUAGCUGAACUGAGGUGAUGUUUCGUGCAGUGGAUCCGUAAUCACACUGGGAUGCACGUAGGUUGGCAUCCAAAAGUCAAGGGUUAAGAAGGCAACGCGGAGUGGCAGUGACAUAUUAAAUUUCUAUUGAUGGCUUGAGUAAACAUAUUUUCCCCGAAUACGCAGAAUGCUGAAGGGAAUUAAAUUCAUGAAUAUGCCGACUGCAGCAAGAUGGUAACUCUCACGUGCUGCCACCUUGCACUUUCAGACAAGAUUCUAUUUCCAACACUCUCUCACUGACUGAACCCCGUUCGUACAAAUUAGUUCCUAUCAGACAAGCCCUGCUUCAUUCGGUUUCUGAACAGCAGCUAUUGAAAAGGCUCUGAACUGUGUGUUCUUUAUUUCCUAUAGCUUUGUUCAUUGUGGCUGACGUUAAAGUUCACUUGAGCAGCUAGUAUUCCGCCAGGAGCAGACUGCUCCGCUAUCACGAGAAUAAAUAGCUGUUUUGAUGGUAUCGCGAUGAACGAGGAAAACUUGCUGUAUUCUCACAACAGGUCGGGGCUUACGAAUGUGGUCUGUUCAUCCUAUCACUCAACUUCAGUGAUUUUAUUAGAAAGCUAUCAGUUUCAUUGUUUUAAACUUGCAUUUCUUAUGUGCCUGGGCAAUGAUGAAAACUAGGUUUACAUUCAUUUAUGUUGCAGCUGCAGCCUUUGGAUGGAUGGAAGGUUUACAGAAGAUGGAUUUUGCUCAUAUAAAGAGAUAUCUCUAUAUAUAAAUAAAGAGAAAUAUUUCUUUCUUUCGCAGCUCACUGUGCUUCUAGGAUAUCACUGUUGUAACAUAUCACAUCUCUCUAUAGCUACACGAGAUGAUUCCUUAUAUAACGACACUGACUAAUUCCAUGGAGUAUAAUUAAUCAUUGUAUUUAUUUGUAUGUAUAACUGUGGUUAAACAAAGUAAUUCACCCAUUUAAUCCUCCCAGUGUUCUGACCAAGAGUUUUGCUUUGGUUGACUGGGGUGGGGGGCACUAAAACAGGAGGGGAGGAGGUAGUUUGUUUUCAACACUGUGACAGUCAGUGGGUAUUUUGUCCAAUCCACGAAAAUGGAAAGAAUUAUGUUGAAAUCCAUGAUAACUGAAAGCUCAUUCGAACACAGGCAGCUUUGUGGGCACCUGCCGCCCCCCCCCCCCCCACUGCCCCCUCAUCCUUAUCCGAAACAGCAGGCACACAGGACAGCCUCAAACACUGUACCAGUGGCUAGCCCUCAUUUAAAUAUAGCUUGAUUUUAUUAAAUCUUAGCCAUGUGAGGACAAAACUGGGAAAGCCCAUCUGGGGG